Cuscuta epithymum is the source of this 1341-nucleotide messenger RNA. The record is from the annotation of a GenBank genome assembly. Lineage: Eukaryota; Viridiplantae; Streptophyta; Magnoliopsida; Solanales; Convolvulaceae.
UUCAACUCCAUAAAAUUCCCGUGCUCCAUACACCCUAGUGACCCUACGCAUCCUGUCCAUUGAAAUUCAAUCAUACGCAUCUUCGGUGUUCGGAGUCGAAUAGAAACGAACAGCUUUGAAAACAUUCUCAGCAAUGGAGGAAAUCUCGCAAUCAUCCGCGCCACCACUUGAUUCCCUCAAACUGGCCCACAAGAUUACCGUAGUCGCCGGCGGAGAAGCUCACACUCUCACCCUCACCGAUGAAAGUGGAAAAGCUGAUGAAGGUCUCUCCUUCUCACUUGUUCCUCGUGUAAAAUUUAAGUUUACCAUGGGCUGCACAGAUUCCAGGGGUGGGAAUGUAACUGCUUUUGGUAUAAAAUGUUUUCUCUCCGCCUACUUCCACUGUUUCCAAGUGCAUAACAGAUAUCUCGCAAUUCCAGCUUGUGACAUCAAUGUCCAUCUUCUGGAUCAGACUAAAAUCGUUAAAAAUGAAGGGACGUGGAUAAUGGCAUAUGGCUGCGUCUAUAUUAGAGACGAUAGAUUUACAUCUAAAGAGUUUUAUAUCGGACUUCGUAACUUCUUGCUGACGAAGUUUAAACCAUAUAAAGUCAAAUGGAUGAAUUUCACCUAUCCACUUACAAUAACCCUGCCACCCGAAGAAGAUCCAGAUAAAAUGAUGGCUUCCAUUCCAAUCACUUCCCGAACUGCUUAUAACCCAGAGAUACCUACUCUCAUUAUUAAGGGUUUGAAUCAAUGGUUUGCUGAGCAACCUGGAUCACUUCGCAUGUUACUAGAGACUCUGGGUGUGGUUAGGUCUUUUGGUUUUGGUGAUGACGGAAUCUCGAUUCAGUAUGAAGAUUGUUACACAGCAUUGAAAUCCCUAUGUGGAUGCUCUUUAGGACGCAAGAUGGAUGUAGAAGGUGUGCAAUCUGUCUCUAUUGUUGACUAUGUUCUCACAUGGAAGGAAGAGAAGAGGGCGACAAACCUACCUUGUUGUCUCCACCCUUAAGAAGACAACCAAUCGUGUUUGACCCAAAUGACUAUGACACGUUUAUCAAGAAGAAAAGGAAACAUGUUUGACCCAAGUUGGUGAGUGCUUGGAAAUGACACAUGGUAGUACCAUAGUUGUCUCGGCGGUAAGACAAGUUGCGGCGUCAGCCAACUGCCAUAUCGCCUAGGCGACAAGGCCCCUGCCUAGACGACAAUUAGGCGACUAGUAGCACAUUAUAAAUAUUUAUAAUAUAUUAUAUAUAUUUCCGCCAACCAUUUUUCUUCUCCCCCCUGCUUCUUUCUCCUUUCUUUUUUCCUUGUUACUUUUGCCGGAGCUGUUCGACAAGUCACCCGCCAAGACGACAGUUAGGC